This is a messenger RNA of Colletotrichum graminicola M1.001, 822 nucleotides long. RefSeq names its product enoyl-CoA hydratase/isomerase. Bases 1 to 822 code for a protein of 273 amino acids. The record is from RefSeq and is a predicted model, not a curated record. Gene Ontology annotation, biological process: fatty acid beta-oxidation. NCBI's taxonomy places the organism in Eukaryota, Fungi, Ascomycota, Sordariomycetes, Glomerellales, Glomerellaceae. The transcript is spliced from 2 exons. Gene Ontology annotation, cellular component: peroxisomal matrix.
AUGGCCAGCCUAGAAGACUCAGUCAUCUCUCUCGAGUACCGCGGCCGCGUCGCGCUGCUCACCAUCGACAACGACCGCAAGCUCAACGCCCUCGCGCAGAUGCAGUACUACGACCUCGCCCAGAAGCUGCGCGAGAUCGCCACACACGACGAGGUCUUCAUCACCGUUCUAACGGCCAAGGGGCGCUACUUUUCCGCCGGCGCUGACGUUACCAUCGCCCGCACCGCCCCUGACGGCCCGGACGCCCACAGGCACUGGCUCCAGUCCUUCGUGGCCUUCAACCUCAACAUCACGCAGGCCUUCUACUCGCACCCCAAAGUGCUCGUCGUCGGUCUCAACGGCCCCGUCGUCGGCCUCUCGGCCGCCCUCGUCGCCUUCGCCGACUUCGUCUACGCCACACCCGCCACCUUCCUCCUCACACCCUUCUCUUCCAUCGGCCUCGUGGCCGAGGGCGGCGCCUCGCGCGCCCUGGUCCAGCGCCUCGGCGUCGGCAAGGCCAACGAGGCGCUCAUCAUGAGCAAGCGCAUCACGGCCGAGGAGCUGCUGCACGUCGGCUUCGUGAACAAGGUCUUCGACACGGGCCGCGGCGAAGACGCGCGGUUCCGCGAGCUGGUCCUCCGCGAGGUCGACGAGCGGCUCGGGGACCACCUCAUCGGGGAGAGCCUCACGGGGAUCAAGGCCCUUAUCCGGAGGCCCGAGAUGGACGUCAUGGACAGGCAGAAUUCGCUCGAGGUGUUUGCCGGGCUAGAGAGGUUUCUAAAGGGCGUCCCGCAAGAGGAAUUCCGCAAGUUAGCCAGCGGCGAGAAGAGGCACAAAUUAUGA